AUUAAAUGAGUAAAAUUCGCGUAAACAUUAGAAAACAAUAUGUGAACCAGUACGGACUGGAAAUCGCAAAUAAAAUUCGCCGCCUGGAAGAUCUUAUGACAAAGCGCGCAAGAUUUAUAACAUCAUUAAAUUUCUUGAAGAGAUGCAGAGACCAAAAUCUUAUCCCUACGUGUGUCAAGAUUUCACCAAAAAACGACAUCCUAGGGAGCGCAAAAAUCUUAAACCAGGCGAGUAAAAAGUUAUUACGGACGGUGAUAUAUCAAAAUCGUUCCAAUCUAGCCGCCUUAGAAAAAGAAAUAGGAGGGGUGACCGCCGCGUUAAAGAUAGUUUUAACGACAUUUGAUUUUGAUAAUUGCAUAAAAACUCUGAAUAAGCGCGAAAUGACAAAAUAUGAUAAAUGCAAAAAACGACAAAUUUUAAAAUUCGAUAAGUUAAACAGCAAAUCAAAUGUCAUAAACAACAAAUCGAACACCACAGACAAUGACAGCUCACGCGCGGUUGUCAAUCUGUCAAAAUGUCAUUUAGAUGUAAACACAAUAAAAGUUUUGGAAAAGGGAUUAAAUUUCGCUGUUACACCUCGCAAGAUACCCUUCGAAGAAAUUAUUUGUAACGUUGAAGACUGUCUGUCGAAAAACAAUAUAAAGAAGGAAGAUUCGGAGGCUAUCAGACAAGAUAUAUCGUCAGCAUUACGACGAAGUUCUGUGCCGAAACUAAAUCUUCCCCGCGAACAAUUAAAAGCCUUAUUAAAUCUACGAAACAGACGUGAAUUAACGGUUCUUCGUGCGGAUAAGGGUAAUGCAACUGUACUUUCGCCACUGCGUGGACAAACCAGAGCACAUACACGGGAUUCGUACCACUUUGUUAAUGAGAUCAAACAUCUACAUCUCAGUGACAAUGAAACUAUGGUUAGUUUUGAUGUGCAAUCACUCUUUACAUGCUUACCGGUUGAAGAUUGCAUUAGUAUUGUGUCAAGAAAGCUGAAGGAAAAUGACAUGCCGAUAGAAUAUGCUGACCUUCUCAAGCAUUGCCUUACAUCUGGCUACAUGUUGUGGAAUAAUCAGUUCUACAAGCAAGUAGAUGGCGUAGCGAUGGGUUCACCAGUAUCCCCCGUUGUUGCCGACAUAUUUAUGGAGGACUUCGAGGAAACUGCUCUGCGUACCUCGCCCAUAAUACCCAGGUUCUACAAACGGUAUGUAGAUGAUACUUUCACAAUAUUACCAUCUGAUAAAGUAUCCAUAUUCUUACAACAUCUUAACUCCAUAAAUUCCAAAAUUCAAUUCACAAUGGAGUUGGAGGCAAAUAAAUCUUUAGCUUUCUUAGAUGUAUUAGUCAUCCGUAAUCCCAACAAUACCUUAAGCCAUACAGUGUAUAGAAAGCAUACCCAUACGGAUAGGUACUUAAACGGCGAAUCACACCAUCAUCCUACACAGUUAGCUACCGUGGGUAAAUCUUUGUUUCAGAGAGCACGAGGGAUCUGCGAUGAGCGACACCUGGAGACCGAACUUCAACAUGUCAAGCAAGUACUGCGAGACAACAAGCUUCGGGUACCGCGUCCUCAUCGCAGUGAACGUGUGAAACCAGCCACCGUCGAACGAGUACCUGCUGUGCUACCUUUUAUGAAAGGGGUCACUGACAAGAUUGGCUUCAUCUUAAAGCGUGCUUCUAUAAAAACUUUUUUCAAGCCGCCAAAAACGAUAAGUCAAUUUUUACCAUCUGUCAAGUGUCAUAUACCCUUACAAGAUGCAGGAGUAUACAAGCUUGAUUGUGACUGUGGUCUCUCUUAUAUAGGACAAACAAAACGAUCGAUCAAAACUCGCGUUAAGGAACAUAUAGCUGACUUAAAACAUCGUCGCUAUACUAAGUCUGCAAUCUGUGAACACAGUCUAGACACAGCUAGCCAUUAUAUUAGAUUCGAUAAACCACAGAUCCUCGCAAAAGAACACCGAUUCCAACCAAGGAUGAUCCGUGAGGCUAUUGAAAUUAAAAAACAUCCAAAUUUCAAUAGAGAAGAUGGCUGGCAAUUACCACCUGCUUGGGACCCCAUUAUUAAUAUAAUUAAAUCAAAAACCAAGCAUAAUUCACCACAGAUUAAAGACUCAAUUAGCACA
This is a messenger RNA of Melitaea cinxia (Glanville fritillary), 2108 nucleotides long. RefSeq lists its product as uncharacterized. Lineage: Eukaryota; Metazoa; Arthropoda; Insecta; Lepidoptera; Nymphalidae. The transcript has 2 exons. The record is from RefSeq and is a predicted model, not a curated record. The annotation marks the transcript as partial.